AUGGUAACUGAGCUUCAGCAGGCAAAUCAACGCAUGGCAGAGGCAAAUCAACGUAUGGCGGAGGAGAAUCAAAGAAUGCAGCAACAAAUUCGGCAAAUAGCCAACGCCCGACUUGAGCACAACGACAACCGUCAUGGAGGAAACGCCAAUGACGAACAUCAAUCUCAACCGACGCACGUUUCGGAGACCCCCCAGGAUGAUGAUGGAAGGAAUCCUCAAAACAAUGAAGCCUCGCCGGAAGACGAGGAAGAAGAGCCUGACAACUCGGCAGGACCUUUCACAGCUGAUAUAAUGAAUUUUCAACUGCCUCGGCAAUUUACAUUGCCCACGACUUUAACUCCGUAUGACGGCUUAGGAGACCCAAAGCAGCAUAUAAAAAAAUUCCGAUCUAUCAUGAUCGUUAACAGUGCAUCCGACCCUAUUUUAUGUCGUUGUUUUCCCUCCUUUUUAGAUGGUCCUGCACUUGACUGGUUUUGCUCUUUGCCUGCAAAUUCAAUUUCACGUUUCCAGGAGCUAGCAAAGCAAUUUGAAGAUCAUUUUGCGGCAUCAGCAAUAUAUUUGCAUGAUUCCGACUACCUAAUGACUGUAAAACAAGGUCCUCAGGAAAGCCUGAAGGACUACAUUACCCGUUUUACAAAGAUAGCCAUGCGCAUUCCCGACCUUCAUCCCGAAGUACAUCUUCAUGCCAUCAAAAGUGGCCUUCGACCAGGAAAAUUUCAAGAAGCCAUCGCAGUAGCCAAGCCGAAGACUUUAGCCGAGUUUCGAGAAAAGGCAAAAGGACAAAUAAACAUCGAAGAGCUUCGCCAAGCUCGCAAAGUGGAAAGGUCGGCAGCUAUUAAAGAAGACGAUAAGCCUCGGGACAAUAAGAAGACUUUCAGACCGACUCCUCGCUAUGAGACGUACACUCAGUUUAACGCGAAGAGAGAUGAUAUUAUUAAAGAAAUUUUGAAUUCCAAGUUGAUUAAACCUCCUCGUAAAGCUGGCAGUUAUCCCAAGCCGAAGAAUAUAGACAAAUCCAAGUAUUGCACAUUCCAUCAGAAGUAUGGUCACACAACCGACGAAUGUGUGAUCGCUAAAGACCUUCUGGAGCGUUUAGCAAGACAAGGACAUCUUGAUAAAUUUAUCUCAGGUCAUAUGCAGAAAAGAUCCGUUCCCACUUCAGAUCCACCCCCUGCAGGACCAUCAUCAUCAUCAUCAAAAGACAAAGAAAAGGCCCCUGCUCAACCUAGGGGUAUAAUCAAUUGCAUCUCCGGCGGUUAUGCCGGAGGUGGACAAACAAGUUUGGCAAGAAAGCGGACAUACAGGGCCAUGUUGGCACUGGGAGAUACCACCAACAAUCCUCAGCCAGUGCAGGAGAUUCCGGAGAUGACAUUCUGCCCGACCGACUUUAAUUGCAAAGAUACUAAUCUGGAUGACCCUGUUGUCAUCUCUCUACAGCUGGGCGACUUAAUAGUUCGGAAAGUGCUGCUAGACCCAGGCAGCAGUGCUGAUGUGUUAUUUUUUACUACAUUUGAAAAAAUGAAAUUAAGUACUAAUAUUUUGCAACCAUCUGUAGGUGAUUUGGUCGGUUUUUCCGGGGAACGCGUUCCAGUGAUAGGUUCAGUGUGGUUACAAACCACACUCGGUGAGCAGCCUCUAUCUAAAACACAUGACAUCCAGUAUCUUGUUGUUGACUGUUUCAGUCCCUAUAACCUUAUCUUAGGAAGACCUUUUUUAAAUAAAUUUACUGCAAUUGUAUCCACUGUUCAUCUCUGUGUCAAGUUUCCUGUGCAGGAGAAUAUCGUGGCCACCGUCCAUGGUGACUUGCAAGAAGCUCGGUAUUGUUAUAAUACAAGCCUAAAACCUAUCAAGAGGAGUUGCGAGCGACGUAUAAACUCCAUCAAUGCCGAACAACCAAUACUAGCCGAGCUUGACCCUAGAGCCGACUUUCAAGAUCGCCCUCUGCCAAACGAAGAGCUAACAAAGCUUAUGUUAACUGAUGACCCAAUGAAAUUCACUUUUAUAGGAACCUCCGUAAAAGACAAAGAAAGGGAGAAGCUCAUCCGUUUUUUGCAGGAGAACGCCGAUCUAUUUGCUUGGACAUCUGGAGACAUGCCAGGCAUUGAUCCAUCUGUUAUUACUCAUAAACUGGCAAUAAGCCCGGCAGCCCGACCAAUAUCUCAAAAAAAGAGAAAUCUCGGAACUGAGAAAAGACUCGCGUCCAUGGCUGAAGCCAAGAAGCUCAUCGAUGCAAACUUCAUCCGAGAAAUCAGGUUUACAACUUGGCUGGCCAACGUCGUCAUGGUAAAGAAAAAUAAUGGUAAAUGGCGCAUGUGCGUCGACUUUACUGAUUUAAAUAAAGCAUGUCCUAAAGAUGCCUACCCUCUACCUUCUAUUGAUACUUUAGUAGAUAACUCUUGUGGUUAUGGCACCUUAAGUUUCAUGGACGCAUACUCUGGUUAUAACCAUAUCCUUAUGCACCCAUCAGACCAAGAAAAAACGGCCUUCAUUACUGAAUAUGGUAAUUAUUGCUAUAAUGUCAUGCCUUUUGGCUUAAAGAAUGCAGGUGCAACAUACCAGAGACUGAUGAACAAGGUUUUCGACCAACAGAUAGGCCGGAAUAUUGAGGUGUAUGUCGAUGAUAUGGUCGCCAAGACAAAGGUCGGCCACUCCCAUACUGAGGACCUUGCUGAAAUAUUUGGCCAAAUCCGAGCUUAUAACAUGAGGCUCAAUCCGGAAAAAUGUGCCUUUGGUGUUAAGGGAGGAAAAUUCCUCGGCUUCAUACUUACUAGCCGAGGAAUUGAAGCAAAUCCUGAAAAAUGUCAGGCAAUCCUUGAUAUGAAUAGUCCCACAAACAUUAAAGAGGUUCAGCGAUUAACAGGGCGGUUGGCAGCACUAUCCAGAUUUCUACCAUGCUUAGCGUCCAAGUCCUUCAGCUUUUUUCGAUGUUUACGGAAAAAUACAACUUUCCAAUGGGAUGAAAACUGUGAAAUGGCAUUUAAGAGUUUAAAGCAAUUUCUUUCUAAACCACCUGUUUUGCAAAAACCUAACAUCGGUGAACCAUUAUAUUUGUAUUUGUCGGUUACUGAUAUAGCAGUUAGCUCUGUUCUUGUUGCAGAAAAAGAGAGAACACAACAGCCAGUUUAUUUUGUAAGCAAAUCAUUGCAGAAUGUCGAGCUUCGCUAUCCAAGGUUAGAAAAGCUCGCCUACGCACUUGUUUUUUCUGCAAGACGGCUCCGCCCCUACUUUCAGAGCCAUACAAUUUAUGUCAAAACUUCUCAACCCUUACGCCGAAUACUCGCCAAGCCCGAGCUUGCGGGGAGAUUGAUAAAGUGGUCCAUUGAACUUUCCGAAUUUGAUAUUCAAUACCAACCUAGAGGAUCUGUCAAAUCACAAUAUCUAGCCGACUUUAUCGUCGAGUUCACAGGACCAAGUCCGAACAUAGAGGAUGCGAAUUGGGUGUUAUUUGUUGAUGGGGCCUCUAACCCCCAUGGAUCUGGAGCAGGGAUACUUUUGGAAAAUGCUGAAGGAGUUGUUAUUGAACACUCUCUACGAUUUUCAUUCAAAGCUAGCAAUAAUCAAGCCGAGUAUGAAGCUCUACUCGCUGGGCUCAGGUUAGCAAUAGAACUACAUGUUGUUAAUUUACAAGUUUAUUGUGAUUUUCUGUUAGUUGUUCAACAAGUAAAUCAAAGUUUUCAAACCAAAGAUCCAGUUUUAUCCAAAUAUGUAGUCAUUGUUAAAAACCUCAUGGAUCGUUUUUCAAAAAUUGAAAUUCAUCAUAUAGCAAGAGAUCAAAAUCAUAGGGCAGAUAUAUUAUCUAAGCUAGCUUCCACUCAGUCACACACUGCCUCACUACUACAAUCCACUCUUCAUGAGCUGAGCAUAAAUAUCAUUAGCAUUUUUCAUAUAGACAACGAAGCUAGUUGGCAAAAGCCGUACAUUCAGUACCUUAAAAGUGGAGAACUCCCACAACAGAUGGAAGAUGUAAAAAAGUUCAAACGAAAAGCAUCUUUCUUUACAUUGCUGAAUAACCAAUUGUAUAGGCGAGGUUACUCUCGACCAUUAUUGAAAUGCUUAGACAGAACAGAGGCCGACCUAGCCUUAGCCGAGGUUCAUGAAGGCAUUUGCGGAAUACAUUCAGGAGCCAGAAGUCUAGCACAAAAGAUUCUUCGUGCUGGUUUUUAUUGGCCGACCAUAUGGGAGGACAGUCGGCAAAAGGUCCGAACCUGCGACCACUGCCAGAGACAUGCCCCGAUCAUUAACAUUCCCGCCGAGGAUUUACAUCAGUCAACGGUAAGCUGGCCAUUUAAUCAUUGGGGAAUGGAUAUCCUAGGACCCUUCCCCACAGCCCCAAGACAGGUAAAAUACUUGGUUGUCGCAAUUGAUUACUUUUCUAAAUGGAUUGAGGCUCAACCUCUAGCUAGGAUUACAUCAGUUCAAAUGAUAUCAUUUGUUUGGCAAAAGAUAAUUUGCAGAUUCGGUAUACCUCGUCACAUUAUAACUGAUAACGGUCGCCAGUUUACCGACCAUAAUUUCAAGACCUUUUUACAGAAUUUAAAGAUUAAGCAGCAUUUCUCCUCAGUGGAGCAUCCUCAAUCAAACGGCUUAGCCGAAGCUGCAAACAAGGUCGUCCUCCAGGCUUUAAGGAAGAAGCUCGAUGACGCUAAAGGACUAUGGGCUGAGCUUGUCCCAGAGAUUUUAUGGGGUUAUAAUACCUCACCACACUCAACAACUAAAGAAACACCAUUUCGUCUGGUAUACGGAUCGGAAGCGAUGAUACCAGUUGAAAUAUCACAAAGCUCCUUCAGAGCACAAGCAGAAGAUCACGAACAUGCUCGGCGAGCCGAGCUUGAUUUAGUUGAGGAGGUACGGGACAUAGCGGCUGUUCGUCAUAAAGCCUUACAGCAGCGAGUAGGCCAACGACAUAAUAAAAGGGUGAGACCGAGAUCUUUUCAUGUCGGAGACCUGGUGUUGAGGAAAACUGAGGAAGCACGGAGACCACCUACUCACGGAAAACUUGCAGCGACAUGGGAAGGCCCCUACCGAAUUCAUCAGGUACUCGGCAGAGGAGCAUACCAAUUGGAGCAAUUAGAUGGUACGGUACUACCUAGCACUUGGAAUAUUAAUUCCUUGAAACAAUACUAUAGUUAA
Arachis ipaensis is the source of this 5130-nucleotide messenger RNA. The record is from RefSeq and is a predicted model, not a curated record. Lineage: Eukaryota; Viridiplantae; Streptophyta; Magnoliopsida; Fabales; Fabaceae.